UGACAUUGGAAACCAAUCGUUUCAUGACUCUGAUAAUUAUUGCAACAAAAUUAAAAAUAAAACCCAAAAUGAGUACUGAACGAGCUCCAGAAGCACCAAAAACUGAUAUGAAAAAUUCACCAGAAGCCACGCUGAAGCCGUCCCCGAAGCCCCCCGUCGAUGAACAGACUUUUUCCAUGUUCUCUGGAAGAGUCAUGGGGCAGAUAGGGGCACCCAUGUCUUCAAGCCCACCUGUCGAUGGAGCAAGAUUUUCCUCAUUUUCCGAAAAACCUAGGAAAGACACCUGGCAGACAUGGUACACGCUCUUACCGAAGGAUCACAAGCCAAUUUUUGAACCCCACGUCCCCAAACCCGGAUACAAGCUGUUACCGCAAGAUUACAAGCCAGUUUUUGAUGAGAAAGGUAGAGCCCUCAGACCGAUUUUAGGAAAGGGAGAGAUGCUGCAGUGCAAUCAAGUUAGGGAUGAAACUCCUUGGUGCCCAUACUGCCCCCACUGCAACGAACAGAAGAUGAAGAAGCUUCUAUAGAUGGGUACUAUCUAUUUGUAGUUUUUUUCCGAUUUUAGGUUAAGCUUAUUCAUCUAUUCUAGUUAGAAUCAUAAGAAAAAAAAGACUUCUUUAGAAUACUUUUGUGUUAUUAAAAUGUAGUUUUUGUUCAGAUUGUUUCGUUUAUUCAAUUAAUCAUACU
This is a messenger RNA of Ceutorhynchus assimilis (cabbage seed weevil), 687 nucleotides long. The record is from the annotation of a GenBank genome assembly. Lineage: Eukaryota; Metazoa; Arthropoda; Insecta; Coleoptera; Curculionidae.